This is a messenger RNA of Aedes albopictus (Asian tiger mosquito), 3604 nucleotides long. It is a transcript of the gene Tmem63, whose product is annotated as calcium permeable stress-gated cation channel 1. Gene Ontology annotation, cellular component: plasma membrane. The record is from RefSeq and is a predicted model, not a curated record. NCBI's taxonomy places the organism in Eukaryota, Metazoa, Arthropoda, Insecta, Diptera, Culicidae. The transcript has 3 exons. Gene Ontology annotation, molecular function: calcium-activated cation channel activity. The coding region runs from base 532 to 2763 and encodes 743 amino acids.
GAAUAAGUGCCACGGUGAAAAGUGUUCCGAUAGCAAUUAUGGAUAAAAGUUGGUAUUGAAACAACCAAAACGAAACGGAAAUGUGAAAUUGCAAAAUUGCAACAAUCUUUCGAUGUGUGGGUGUUUGUAGACUGAAAAGUCAAAGUUCAAAAGUUUAGAGACAGCUUUCCGUCAAGAAGAUUGGACGUUUUUGAUAAAGUCAACAUUUAUCUGCCACACUAGACCUCACGAUCGAAGAGGUUCAAGAAGCUCCGAAGAGACACAGAGUAGGCCGCAAAUUUGCAGAAAGUAUAUUAAGUAGAAGGGGUAUAACGCCGCGAAUCGCUUACUGCGAUUACAUCUUGCAAACUGCGCCGUGGUCGUGGUGGUUGUUGUGUUUUUCUUUUCGCUUUUAUAUGACUUAUCCAAUCCAAUCGACUAAGGAAAGGUGGCAGCAGGCGGCCUAUACCAAGCGAGGAGACUCGCGCGAUGAGGGCACCGCUCACCUUCAUGAUCUCAAACCAGCCCCGGCCAAGUCAGCAUUAAACAACCAUGGAAACCAACGAAACGUAUUUCCCAUACUACGGUCCGGACCGGAACUCGUGUUUGGUGUUUAACAAAACCAAAAUUCUCCUAAAUCUGUACGAAGGCAUUCCGGAGACGCUCCUGCUGAACGUCAUCGCUUGGCUGUUCCUUAUCCUGCUGUUCACGCUCUUGCGCCAACAGGCAUGGGAUUACGGGCGGUUAGCGCUGGUAAAUAGCCACGGCGAGAACAAGCGCUGGACUCAGCUGUUCUACGCCCACGGGAACGUCGGAGGUCCCGGCGGGGUCGAGAGCAGCGAUGCCAGUAUAAACAUCGAUCGAGGGUUCUUCUCGUGGAUCGUGGCCACCUGGCGGUUAACGCGGGAGCAAAUCCUGACCCAUAGCGGACCGGACGCGGUCCAUUAUCUGUCCUUUCAGCGCCACCUGAUGACGGUGAUGGCCAUUAUAACGUUCAUCUCGAUCACGAUCAUUCUGCCGAUCAAUUUUAGCGGAACGCUCAGUGGCGAUAAGAACUCGUUUGGGCACACGACUAUCUCAAACCUGGAUCCCAAUUCGGGGUCAAUGUGGGCACACGUCCUGUUUGCGAUCGCGUACGUCCCAAUGGUGGUGCUAAUCAUGAGAAGAGCUUCCGGAAGGAACGCUUUCAAAACGGCUCCGACGCGGACGGUGAUGGUGAUGAACAUUGCUCCAGCGGAUUGCGAAAAGGGGGUGAUUCGGACGUAUCUGCAGCAGCUGUUUCCGGACGUGGGCAUUGAGGACGUCCAGAUGGCGUACAACAUUAGCAGUUUGAUUAAAGCGGCCGAGGAGUACGAGAGGAUAGCGGACGCGAGGAUUUACUGCGAGGUGCACAGGAACAGAGAUCGGGAACCGAUACAGGCGAGGACUAAGUGUUGUACGUGUCAAACGGUGGAUGCGCUGGAGUAUUAUAAAGAUGAAGAGGCACGACUGGCAGGUCAAGUUUCCCGCCUAAGAGCGUCGGCUUUGAACGAACCCCUUGGAAUCGCCUUCGUAACGCUAAACUCGGCCCAAGAAGCUCAGCACGUUAUUCUCCACUUCAAACCAGGCACCUACCGGAACUGGGACCUGGCGUACGCUCCCGCGCCGUCGGAUAUUUUCUGGGAAAACCUGAACAUCGAUACCGCCCAAUGGUACUUCAAAUGGAUUGCCGUCAACCUGGUGCUGUUCCUGUUUUUGUUCUUCCUGACGACCCCAGUGAUCAUCGUGAACCAGCUGGACACGCUGUCGCUGACCAAGAACACAACUUCCCAGAUCAGCAAGAUCAGUCCGUUGGUUUCGGAGUUUUUGCCGACACUGCUUCUGUGGUCCAUGUCGGCCCUAAUGCCGGUAAUCGUGGCUUAUUCGGACACGUGGCUUUCCCAUUGGACCCGAUCCCGGCAAAACUACGUGAUCAUGACCAAGACAUUCGGGUACUUACUGUUCAUGAUCUUGAUUCUACCGUCCUUGGGGCUGACCAGUGCCGAAGCGUUCCUGCAGUGGACCAUCCACUACAACGAAACCUACCGAUGGGAGUGUAUCUUCCUACCGGACAAAGGUGCUUUCUUCGUUAACUAUAUCAUAACUGCGGCGUUCAUCGGUACCGCUCUGGAGUUGAUUCGCUUUCCGGAUCUGAUCUGCUACAUUUGGAAACUGGCCACGGCCAAGUCCCGUGCCGAAACCCCAUACAUCCGGAAGUCCAUUCUGAUCACUUUCCCGUUCGGAAUCCACUACGCCUGGAUGGUGAUGGUCUUCACGAUGAGCACCGUCUACAGCUUAGCCUGUCCACUCAUCAUGCCUUUUGCUAUGGUUUACAUCUUGUUGAAACAUUUUGUAGAUAAACACAACUUGUUCUUCGCGUUUGCACCGUCGAACAUGAUCAGCCAGGGAAGUGGUGGGAAGAUCCACAGCACCGCGGUCACUAUGACCAAGGUUUCCGUGGUGCUCCUGCUGUCAAUAAUGGCCGCGUUGGCGUGGGUUCGAUCCGGGGCGCUGGAGAUGCGAGCACUGAUCCUGGUGUUGGCCCUAUGCGUAACGAUGGUCAUGUUUACCUUCAUGUCCCCGAUCAAGAAGUGCACUACCAAGCCGUUGAGUAUAGUGGAAACGGAAGGACCGGCUCCGGUCUACGUGGCGGAUGUACUGAUCAACCGAAGGAUGGUGUCGGACAGUCCGUCGCACUUGAGCUACGGAUCCGACACGACGAUGGACAUUGUGAUGAACGACGCCGGACGAAGUGUGACGGCUUAGAGCAGAAGGAGGGGAAAGUCAUUCCAGGCUCGUAUACUCAACUCUCUUUUUCAACAGCAGCAGCUAGCUAACAUUCGGCUUGCGGCCGGGGGCUGUAAGUGCUUUCCAUCGUUCGAUCGCUUUCGAUUUGAGUACCGCGCUUCGUCGAAGACAUUGUGAUUCUGUUUUAAAUUUUGUUUUAUGAGCAGUAACAUAUUUUUUAUAAUAUUUAGUCUAAUUAUACGAACCGUAAAUUAAUUGUAAUACUUUUACCACUUAUGUUUACCGCUUGUUUCUAAAACGUUUGAUUAAUUUAAACUAGUAUGAACAAGACAGAGACAUCACCAAAAAAUACGUUCUUGUUUUCAAGAAAUCGAAUUAGUUGAAUUUGUUAACUUUGUUUACUGUGUCUAAAAUACUAGUGGCCGUAUAGAGUGCUAGAGAGAUUUCCUUCCAUCUGUUUCACACAAUCUAAUAACUACUGAAUUUUCUGUCUGACAUCUAUUUCUUGCCCCCUUCAGUAAAAAAAAAAACAGAGAAGCUAACUUCUUGAACGAUUGAUUAAACGCCUCGACUUAGUCGCGUGGUGAUACAAAUGGUAUUAUCUUGUUAAUAUGCAUGGCCCCAUUGCUGUUCGUGUGUGGAGUGAAACAAUAAAAUAUGAUUGCAAUGAUCCAACCAACCUUUCGAAACAAAAAUAAGCAAACAAUUAGCAACCAGAUUUUACACUGCACUGCACCAAUCCGUAAACAAGCACCCAAUACAUAUUAACAAAACAUUAAGCAAAUAAAUCAAGGGACUGUGAGAAUUACAAGAGUAUGAAGAAAGUAUGAAUUAUAUAUAUUUUUGGCGGAACUAAACA